This is a messenger RNA of Lactuca virosa, 213 nucleotides long. The record is from the annotation of a GenBank genome assembly. Lineage: Eukaryota; Viridiplantae; Streptophyta; Magnoliopsida; Asterales; Asteraceae.
AUGGUGGUGGUGGUGACCGACGAUGGUGAUAAAGAGUGGUCAAUGUUCUUGAGUCUGUACAUUCAUAAAGAUGUUCACUAUCAUGAUCCAACCAACAGUAGGGGUGAAAUAAAAAGAAAAAUCUUUGCUUGGAAGGACAUGUUUGAACUGAAAGCGACAUGGAACGAAGUGGCGAACACCUUCUCUCUGGCCUCUGUGCAGCCCAUAUGUUGA